Frankliniella occidentalis (western flower thrips) is the source of this 1574-nucleotide messenger RNA. Its product is annotated as alcohol dehydrogenase class-3-like. The transcript has 9 exons. Gene Ontology annotation, biological process: formaldehyde catabolic process. NCBI's taxonomy places the organism in Eukaryota, Metazoa, Arthropoda, Insecta, Thysanoptera, Thripidae. The record is from RefSeq and is a predicted model, not a curated record. The coding region runs from base 146 to 1294 and encodes 382 amino acids. Gene Ontology annotation, molecular function: zinc ion binding; S-(hydroxymethyl)glutathione dehydrogenase [NAD(P)+] activity. Gene Ontology annotation, cellular component: cytosol.
CCACCUCCACUCUGAGCCGCACCGCUCGCAUGUCUCCGGUUGAUAUAAUGAGGAGGAGGCUGACUCGUAUGUCGGAGCCGGUGGCCGGCUCAGUGUGGCGAGACACGUUCGGUAGCAAAGUCGUUCAACACAGGAGACGGACGCGAUGGCCACGGCAGGCAAGGUGAUUCACUGCAAGGCGGCGGUGUGCUGGGCCAAGGAUGAGCCCCUCGUCAUCGAGAGCAUCAGCGUGGAGCCUCCGAGAAAUAAUGAGGUCCGCAUCCGCAUGGUGUCGACGUCCUUCUGCCACUCGGACCUGCACGGCAUCAAGGGCAUGGUGAUCCCGGGCAUGCACGAGGCCGAGUUCCCGACGGUGUUCGGCCACGAGGGCGCCGGCAUCGUGGAGAGCGUCGGCCCCGCCGUCAAGGGCCUCAAGCCCGGCGACGCCGUCAUCCCCCUGUUCGCCGCGCAGUGCGGCGAGUGCCCGCUGUGCGCCAUGGACGGCACCAACCUCUGCAUCUACGCCAAGGACACCAGGGCUAAAGGUCUCAUGUCGGACGGCACCUCGAGGUUGUCGUGCAAGGGCAAGACCCUCACCACCUUCCUGGGCUGCGCCACGUUCUCCGAGUACUUUGUCGCCGACGAGCCCUGCGUCGCCAAGAUCAACCCCAAGGCCGACCUGACCAAAGUGGGCGUGGCGGGCUGCUGCAUCCCCACGGGGGUGGGCGCGGCGCGCGCGGUGGCCCAGGUCGCCGCCGGCUCCACCUGCGCCGUGUGGGGGCUGGGCGCCGUGGGGCUGUCGGCCGUGCUGGGCUGCAAGCUGGCGGGGGCCUCGACCAUCAUCGGCGUCGACAUCUCGCCCGAGAAGGCGGAGCUCGCUAAAAAGUUCGGCUGCACAGAGUUCAUCGACCCCACCAAGCUAGACAAGCCGAUCCAGAAGGUGCUGCAGGAGAGGUCCCCAUUCGAGGGAUGCGACUUCACCUUCGAGAGCAUCGGCAACGUGCACACCAUGAGAGCCGCGUACGAGUCGGUGCGGCCCGCGGGCGGUGUCUGCACGGUGCUGGGCGUCUCCUCUGACCCAGAGAAGUUCAUGCAGGUUCACCCCAUCGACCUCCUGGGCGGAAAGAAUUUGCGUGGAUGCUACUUUGGAGGUCUCCGUUUCCGCCUUGACCUUCCAAAACUGGUGGACGAAAUCGUGGAAGGCAAGAUAGACUGUGGCUUGUUUAUCACGGACACGAUCAAGCACGACCAGAUCAACUGGGCCAUCGAUCAGAUGAAGGCGGGCAAAGGAAUCCGUUACGCGUUGCUGUAUUGACCUACAUAUUUGCGGACGUCCGCUCGAUCUCCGGAUGAGAGUCAAGCCGUGUCUUUCAUUGGUGGGAUAACGCUCGGGUGCCACACAACAGGUGCCUCGUCGCGGGGUCGCUGAACUCGACGGACUCAGAGACAGGGCAAUUAUGGAAGUUUAUGUUUACUCGCUGUUACCGCCAUGCGUUAUCUAUGUCAUGUCAUUGCCAUACACACACAAGAGCAGCCACAGAAAAUGUUCUAUGCCGUUUGUCUUACGAUGUCGUCAUAGAAAAAGAAAACACUUU